UUGAAAGAGAAAAGAGAUUAGGCGUGAAGAUGUGGAGAGAGAGAUCAUUGAUAGUAUUGGUGGUUCUACUCCACCAAAUUGAUGGAGGAGAUGGUUGCUCCCCCUCUUCCUGUGGCAAAAUCACCAACAUAUCUUAUCCAUUCCGAUUGAAAGGAGACCCACAAGUGUGCGGUCGGUAUGAGUUAUCUUGUGAAAACAAUAUAACUGUGUUAUCUCUGUUCUCUGGAACAUUUCGUGUGGAGGCUAUCAACUACAAUAAUUUCACAAUCCGACUGGUGGAUCCUGGACUUCAACCCACAAACUGCUCCUCCCUUCCUCGCUAUUUCUUGUCUCCCUCCAAUUUCACUGACGACGGCUUGCGUCCCUACGGUAGAUGGUAUAGGAAUGGUUGGUUUUAUGAUGAAUUCUUUUACGAGCAUAUAGUGUUUUUGGAUUGUAGUGAUGGAGUGAGUGGGAACAGUAAGUAUGUGGAUACUGGUGGAUGCGUGAAUUGGGAGUCCAAAGGUUACAUAUACGCUAUGGCUGUUGGUGACCUAUUAGCAGAGGACAUAGAAGUUGGUUGUGAUGUAAAGCUGCUUGCUCCCACAUCUUGGUGGGGUUUGGACACAAAUAAUUAUUCCUAUGCCAUCAUACACAAAGCGCUACUUUAUGGAUUUCAGCUUUCGUGGAUUCGUCUCGCCUGUGAGGGUCGUUGUACAGAUACUUACUGCUAUUUCAGUAUAAACCAGAGGCUUGAAUGCGCCGGUGAAGCGAGACCUUCGGGGCUAGUGUAUCUUUUAGAGGUGAUGGCGGCGAGGGUUGAGCUCUUUGAUUGUUCCUGUAGUCGAGCUCCUUGGGUGACUAGUCUAUCCGAGCUCUUCACACUGAGUUUGGUGGCUAUUUCUAGUAUCUUAAAAGGAUUGGUUGCAAUAUUUAGACCAAACACAUAUGUUGGAAUUUAUUUCACUCAAUCUCAUGGAUAUGACAUUGAGUAUGAACAAGGAUUAAUUGCGUUGGGACACUAUGUUAUACCAUACUUCAUAGUUAGAUAUGUUAUUGGCACCAUAUUGUUUAUUGUUUUUUUGGUAUACAAGUGGAGAAGAAGACAUUCGUCAAUAUAUGAAAAUAUUGAAAAUUAUUUAGAGCAAAAUAGCUUCAUGCCUAUUCGAUACUCAUACAAGGAGAUUAAAAAGAUGACCAAAGGUUUCAAUGAAAAGUUAGGUGAAGGAGGUUAUGGCUCUGUAUUCAAGGGAAAGUUGCAAAGUGGACCUUGUGUUGCUAUAAAAGUGUUACGAAAAUCAAAAGGUAAAGGAGAAGAUUUUAUCAAUGAAGUUGCAACGAUUGGAAGAAUACAUCAUCAAAAUGUAGUGCAUUUAAUUGGAUAUUGUGCUGAGGGCUCAAAACGUGCCCUUGUUUAUGAGUUUAUGGCUAAUGGGUCUCUUGACAAAUUUAUAUUUUCUAAAGAAGGAAAUCUGCAUUUAGCCUAUGAUAAAAUACAUGAUAUAGCAAUUGGAGUAGCAAGUGGAAUUUCAUAUCUACAUCAUGGGUGUGAGAUGCAGAUUUUGCAUUUUGACAUCAAACCCCACAACAUCCUACUUGAUGAAAAAUUCACUCCAAAAAUAUCUGAUUUUGGAUUGGCAAAGCUAUAUUCAACAGAUAAAAGUGUUGUGACUAUGACAGCAGCAAGAGGAACAAUUGGGUACAUGGCUCCAGAGUUGUUUUAUAAAAAUGUCGGAAGAAUAUCACAUAAGUCUGAUGUUUAUAGCUUUGGAAUGUUUUUGAUGGAAAUAGCAAGCAAGAGGAAAAACCUAAACACCCAUGCAGAGCAUUCAAGCCAACUUUACUUUCCCUUUUGGAUUUAUGAUCAACUUGAUAAAGGGAAAGAUAUAGAAAUGGAAGAUGUCACCGAGAAUGAGAACAAAAUUGUAAAAAAGAUGGUCAUAGUUUCACUUUGGUGUAUACAAUUGAAACCAAAUGAUCGUCCUUCCAUGAAGAAAGUAGUGGAAAUGCUUGAAGGAGACAUUGCAAACUUAAAAUUACCUCCAAAGCCUUCUCUGUAUCCACAUGAAACAUUGGAAGAUGGUGAAAGAAUAUCCUCUCACCAAACAACAUUGUCUGACUUUGUUGGUUCUUCAAGUUAUCCAAUAAAAAUGGUCUCCAAUGUUUCCCUAGAUGAAAGUAUUUGAUAGUGUAAAUUAUUUAUUCUCAUCCAACUUAUUUGAGUUGAACAUUUUUCCUCUGUAAUAUUUACAUUGUGUGACUUAUUUUUAUACUUCAUACUUUAAAUAUUAUGAUCUACCAAAUUUAAA
This is a messenger RNA of Vigna angularis (adzuki bean), 2288 nucleotides long. Its product is annotated as rust resistance kinase Lr10. NCBI's taxonomy places the organism in Eukaryota, Viridiplantae, Streptophyta, Magnoliopsida, Fabales, Fabaceae. The record is from RefSeq and is a predicted model, not a curated record. Gene Ontology annotation, molecular function: protein kinase activity; polysaccharide binding; ATP binding. The transcript is spliced from 5 exons. The coding region runs from base 30 to 2165 and encodes 711 amino acids. Gene Ontology annotation, biological process: protein phosphorylation.